Messenger RNA from Papaver somniferum (opium poppy), 1863 nucleotides. RefSeq lists its product as uncharacterized. Lineage: Eukaryota; Viridiplantae; Streptophyta; Magnoliopsida; Ranunculales; Papaveraceae. Bases 1 to 1863 code for a protein of 620 amino acids. The transcript has 3 exons. The record is from RefSeq and is a predicted model, not a curated record.
AUGGUGGCUCAAACUUGCAAGGAGCUCCAAGAAACGAACAACAGACAACAACAUGAGAUCGAUACCUUACAUUCUAAGAACGAUGCUUCAGGUUCAAAUACUGGUGGAUUUCACACUGGGGGUCGAGAUUCUAAUCAAUUUCAUCGAAUGCCUAAGCUCGAUUUUCCUAGAUUUGAUGGUGAUAAUCCAAAGAGCUGGAUCCGAAAAUGUGAGUAUUACUUCCAGAUGCACAACACCCAUGAGCUACACAAAACCAGGAUGGCAGCUAUACAUCUAGACGGAAAGUCAACUAAAUGGUAUGAUAACUUUUGUCUUAACAAAGCUGAUAUUCCUUGGAAAUAUUUCUGUGAUAAUGUUUGUGCCAGAUUUGAGAAUCCUGCGCAGGAUAAUGGAUUAUCCAAUAAAUUAUCACAACUUACUAUUGUUGAUGCUUAUUUUGAAGAAUUUGAAUAUAACAAGGCCUUAUUACUGGGUGUUCACCAUGACUUUCCCGAGUCUUAUUUCAUUGUUAGCUUUAUUGGAGGUUUAAAGGAGGAGCUCAGAAACUCAGUUCUUAUGUUUGAUCCAAAAACCCAACUACAUGCCUUUUCACUUACAAGAAUGCAAGAAAGAACCAUUAUCAUGCAACAUAAAUCCAGCAAACCUACACCCAAAUUUUUCUCCCCUUCCAAUUCUUCCACCAAAUCAUAUUCUCCUGCCACUACUUCACAGAAAUCUCCUUUUAUUCCACCCACUGGUACCACUUCCAACCCUCCAACUAAACCCAUCCAAAAUUUACCUUUCAAGAGACUUACUCCAGAACAGGUACAAGCUAGGAAAGCUCAAGGGUUAUGCUUCAACUGUGAUGAAGCUCAUAAGAGAGGCCAUGUUUGUAAACAACAGUAUUUUUGUGUCCUUAUAGGGGAGGAAGAUGAAGAAAUGUAUGACACUGGAGGAGAAACUACACAUGAAACUGAUGAGGACCCUCCACUUGAGAGUGAUAUGGAAAUCCCCUUACAUGCCUUGACUGGUAAUCUCUCAGGGGACACCAUCAGAAUUCCUGGUUUUAUUAAGAAGAAAGCCAUCUCCAUAUUAAUUGAUACUGGUAACACAGACAGUUUUAUAGAUUCUUCUUUAGCUGCAAGCUUACAGUGUUCUAUUACUCAAACUGGUAAUUUAUUAGUUAGAGUAUCAAAUUGUGAUAAAACUGUGAGUUCUGGUGUUUGCUCUCAGUUGGAUUGGAUUAUGCAGGGCCACAAGUUUUGUGGUGAUUUGAGACUCCUUCCUCUAGGUGGGUGUGACAUUGUUUUGGGUGCAGAUUGGUUGAGGAAUUUGGGAGAUGUUCUAUUCAACUUAUCAAAACUCUGCAUUUCUUUCAAACACAAAGGUAAUAAAAUCACCUUAACUGGUAUUCAGCAUAAGACUUCACUAAGUAUGAUGAGUGGUUCUGCACUCAAGAAAUUUUUCAGAAACAUAGUCAUGGAAUUCACCCCACCACCAAUUGCCAACUUACUCACUGAGUUCUCUGAUGUUUUCACUGACAAAACAACCCUUCCACCUCAGAGGAAUUUGGAUCACCAAAUACCCCUCAAGCCUAAUUCUGAACCAGUGAAUCUCAGACCUUAUAGAUGCCCUUAUAUCCAAAAGUCCAUUGUUGAGAAUUUAGUAACUGAAAUGCUCCAUUCUGGCAUCAUACAACCAAGUCACAGUUCAUUUGCUUCUCCCAUUUUACUUGUCAAGAAAAAGGACAACACUUGGAUAUUUUGUGUUGAUUACAAGAAGUUGAAUAACAUCACUAUUAAGGACAAAUUUCCAAUACCAAUUAUUGAUGAGAUGUUGGAUGAAUUGCAUGGCUCUAAGUUCUUUACUAAGAUUGAAUUAUAG